CCAAAGUGGUAGAUUUCUACAUUAUUUUGAUUGUAGUUAAAAGUGUUAUUAAGACGAAAAAAAAAAGUUUUUGUAUCAUUUAAAUAAAAGUUAAAAACAAUGUCAAGAGGAUCUCAAUCAGGAUAUGAUCGUCAUAUAACAAUUUUUUCACCUGAGGGGAAAUUAUAUCAAGUUGAAUACGCGUUUCGUGCUGUGAAAUCACGUAAUAUUACAGCUAUUGCUAUAAAGGGUACAGAAGCUGCAUGUGUUGUUGUUCAAAAAAAAAUACCUUCACGGCAAGCGCAACAGGACACUUUACUAGAUGUUUCUUCUAUUACCAGCUUAUAUAAUAUAACAGAUGACAUUGGCACUGCAAUGAUAGGUCUCGCUGGUAAGUUUCUUUAUCCAUUAAAGCCUGGACAGUUUUUGUUCCUAGGCGACUGUCGUUCGAUCGUUUUUCGAGCGAGGGAUGCAGCUGUUCGCUUUCAAUACAAAAUGGAUCAUAAAAUUCCAGUGAAUUAUUUGUGUCAAAAAAUAGCCAAUUUGCACCAGCUUUACACGCAACAUGCGUACGCACGACUUCACGCGUGUUGUGGUACCAUCAUUGCGAUAGAUGAAGAAACAAAUACGCCCGUUAUUUAUCAAUUUGAUCCAGCUGGUUGGUUUGCAGGCUAUCACGUGAGAAUGAUUGACACAAAAAGAAAAAAUUUUGUUAUGUUACUUAUUUUGAAGGCUUGUGCUGCUGGAAGUAAAGAACAAGAAGCAACAAAUCUGUUAGAAAAACUUCUUCGUAAUAAACAACUUAAAACAGAAAAGGAAGUUGUUGAAGAAGCUAUUGCUACACUUCAAUCAACUCUUUCAAUGGAAUUUAAAGCAUCUGAUAUCGAAGUUGGAGUUGUUUCUGUUAGUGAUACGCGUUUCAGACGUUUAGACGAAGGAACAGUCGAACAGUAUUUGAACAGUAUAGCAGAACGAGAUUAAUUUUUUAUGUGAAUGACAACUGUAACAAAAACGUGUGAACCAUAGUAUUUCUUUAAUGUAAAAGAAUUGAAAUUGUCGGUUAUAAAAAAACAAAAAAAUAUUCAUAUAACAAUACCACAGAAAAAAAUAAUUGAAUGGUUAAUUUUUUAUAAUU
Hylaeus volcanicus is the source of this 1114-nucleotide messenger RNA. Its product is annotated as proteasome subunit alpha type-6-like. The record is from RefSeq and is a predicted model, not a curated record. The coding region runs from base 100 to 960 and encodes 286 amino acids. Gene Ontology annotation, biological process: ubiquitin-dependent protein catabolic process. Lineage: Eukaryota; Metazoa; Arthropoda; Insecta; Hymenoptera; Colletidae. The transcript has 6 exons. Gene Ontology annotation, cellular component: proteasome core complex, alpha-subunit complex; cytosol; nucleus.